AGGAGUGUAGUUGUCAAUUGAUUUGAAUAACAUAAAAAAUAAAAUGACAUUUUUUGGAAUAAUUGGAUAACUCAGUGCAUGUAUUUCAAAUUAUUUUUAAAUAGAUGAAGAUAAUACUAAUUUAAAAUAUUUGGGAUUCUUUUUACCAUAUAUUUUCUUAUUAGUGAAUCAAAUCCCACUUUUCCCUAAACUAUAUUGAUUUGGUUAGAUGAGUAUGUAACUUUGAGCCAUACCAUUUGUUUAAUUGGUUGGCCCACUAAAAUGCACAUUGUCUGUUUUUUUUUUUUUACAGUGGGUAUCAUAGUGGGUGACCCUAUAUAUUACAAUUUCACCCUUAUUGAUAACCAUAUUAUUGAAAGGCUAGAGGAAAUCGAUCUCAAUGAUUUUCAUUUACAUGAUGUAACAAAAUGUUUCCCAUUUCUUUAUUAAUAUAUGUUAUAUUUGUGUAAUAAUUAUGAUGAAUGUAUAUAGGAACACUAUAUUCACGUUCACAUGUCUUUAACAUUUGAUUAAUUUAUUAAUGAAUUAUGGUUGUUUAAUGCAGUGAUAAUAUGAACAUACGAUGUCGUUGUUCUGGCUGUAGAUUCCUCUCUGGAAUCCAUUUGCUCUUAGAAGUGAAGAAGGAUGUAAUAAGAGAACUUGGUUUUGGUGGGUUAUUGCAAUUAGGUUGUAAGGAGGUUAAUUUAGAUUUAUGUUUUUGGUUGAUAAAAAUCACAAACAUUGCUUAUUCCCAACUCGAGUUAUUUGGGGGUAAGAAGGUUUCUUUGACAUGUCAUGAUGUUGGGAUGACGAUGGGCAUUCCACAUAGUGGAAGAAAGUUAAUUGUUGAGAAGGCAAGUGUUAAAGCUAGUCAAAUGCCGAGUUUGCAAGAUAUAGAGUCAAUGAUGGUUGGCAUCGAUGAUAUGGAGGAAUUUAAGCAGGUCUUCUUGAUUUUCGCUUGUGCAACCUUAUUGGCACCCACAUCUCGUUUGGAAGGUAGUCACUCGUUAUGGUAUACACCGCGAGAGCAGUUACUUGGGAACAUAAAUUGGGGAGAAUAUGUCUUAGAAUUUUUUAUUCAAGUUAUACAUGAACAUAGGAGGAAGGAAAAUGUUUGGAUUAAAGGGUGUUUGAUGUUUCUACAGAUAUUCUACUUUUCAAUAUCUAAUUUUCCAGCCAUGUAUGUGGAACUUACCACUCCUCGCAUUGCUACAUGGAACGAUUUUUUGGUCAAACAACACAUCAAGUUGGAGUUAGAAAUGCUUGGAGGAUUUAGCAAAGUUGAGUUGGUUAGCACAUCGGCGGAGCAAGAUGAAAUAGAAAAAAAUAAGGCUCCUGCAGUUGAUGACCUAGUUGACCCAAAUGAGAAUGAAGACUUUGAUAUAAUCCUUCAUACCUAA
Molecule: messenger RNA, 1379 nt
Organism: Vitis vinifera (wine grape)
Lineage: Eukaryota; Viridiplantae; Streptophyta; Magnoliopsida; Vitales; Vitaceae
Exons: 3
Coding region: 552-1379 (275 amino acids)
Source: RefSeq, a predicted model, not a curated record